This is a messenger RNA of Daphnia carinata, 1918 nucleotides long. Its product is annotated as fatty acid hydroxylase domain-containing protein 2-like. NCBI's taxonomy places the organism in Eukaryota, Metazoa, Arthropoda, Branchiopoda, Diplostraca, Daphniidae. Gene Ontology annotation, molecular function: iron ion binding; C-4 methylsterol oxidase activity. The transcript has 10 exons. Gene Ontology annotation, biological process: sterol biosynthetic process. The record is from RefSeq and is a predicted model, not a curated record. Bases 891 to 1799 code for a protein of 302 amino acids.
GUGGCUCAAUGUAUGGCUCAACGAGAUUUGGUACAACGAUAUACUUUCAUACAAUUUUUAUCUAUUAGCUAUAUCAUGUACUUAGUGUAGCCUACGGAGAAGGUUGAGUCUGUUGCUCAUCCUUGUAGGUUCUGCUGUCUCGUUUUUCUUGUCCAAGAUAUGUGGAACGCUAAAGUAGGUUAUCUUAAACCGUGUAUCAUUGCCAACAAACAUUUUUGCUAUUCCGUUUGCUACACUGUGCGAUAGGGAAACCCUGACCUGAAGAACGGCGGGCCGUUGUAUACUUGCUCAAUGCUUUAAAUGCUGAAGGAAAUGAUACGCAGGAACCAGCUUCUCAAACUUGCUGCAUGGUGAAUGACUUGGAGGAAACGAACGGAAAGAAAUGGAUUCAGCAAAAUACUAAUGUUUCCCUAUUAUUUCGCACCAUGAAAACCGAAAAAGAUAUUCGACGAAUUCAUUUCAAAUUAUAUCAUUCGGUAUCUGUUGUUUGGGUUUGUCAGGAAAAUUGGGAUCAUCUGGAGAAAAUGCGAGAGAAGGCUGGACGCGAUUAAACUUUAGAACCAGUGGGUUUUCGAAUAAUCCGUCUAUCUUACCUGACCGAAUUAAAGUCGCCAAACUGCUUUCUCCUACACGUUCUUUGACUGCCCUCCUGAGAGUUACGUCAAUCCUUUAAAAUCAACCAAUGGCUGUGUAAGUCUUUGCAGUCUUUUGGCCUUUCUCCUCCGUGGACUGAUUCUUGUUCUAAGUCUGGUGUUCCACUUUGUAGAAUCCCAUCGUCUAUAUGUAUAAGGGGAAAUAGCAGUGAGAAAGACGCAGUAGUUACGCUUUGUUCAAACAAACGAGAGAGUGUUGUGGGCACUUGUUCGUGUUGUGUCGACCUGACUGUAGCCAUGGAGUUCAAACUUUUGGGCGGAUGGCAAAGACCACUAUUGUUGGCCAGUACUUUAAUAUUGGUUUCUAUCAUUUAUGGAGAAACACUUACUAUGCAAUUGCGACAAUUCCGGUCGGCAUCCGGCGCUGCUCUGGACACGCGAUGGAAGAAAAUUACCGGUUACUUUGGGAAUGAUGAUUUUUAUCUAUAUGUCUGUGGUAUCAUCUUGUCCAUCCAGAUUCCUUUCUGGAGUGGCGGGCUAUUCUUCAUGUUCCUGGAUUAUUAUAACUGGCCGAAAUGGACUCGAAAAUACAAGCUGCAGCCGGGAACUCAUGAACCCAUUGACUUAAAUAGACUUAAAGAGACUAUUAAGGUGGUGCUGAUUAACCAGUGGUCUGUUUCUGUCCCCCUACUGGUAUUCAGCUAUUUCUUGAAGAAAAUGACCAAUACUAUGCCAGUUUUCGGUGAGCUGCCCAGUCUCCAGCGUUUUUUCGUUGAUUUUCUCAUCUUUAUCAUAGUCGAUGAGAUCGGGCUCUAUUACGUACAUAGAUUGAUGCAUCAUCCGAAAUUGUAUGCAAGGGUACAUAAAAAACAUCAUGAAUGGCCUGCACCCAUCGCCAUCACUUUCGUUUAUAGUACAAGGAUCGAAUUCCUUCUAAAUAUGAUACCAGUUGUGCUAGGUCCGAUGCUUAUGAAUCCACACUUAUUCACGUUGUGGACGUGGUACGCCUUCGUUCACCUGAGAGGCCUGAAAAAUCACAGUGGCUACGAUAUUCCAGGGUUAACAAGUUCGGAGGAGCACAACUAUCAUCACAUGACGAGCAAUGCCUGUUUUAGUCGUUCACCUGUCCUAGACUGGAUACAUGGAACGGAUAAAGGAUUCCGUGCUUACAUGGCUCGCAAGGAGUUGGAGAAAAAAGAUGGAUAGAAUAUUUUAUAGUACUUAUUCAUCGUAAUACCUAUUGAUUUUUGAUCAUUUCAAUUUUCACUUGUCUGUACAUAACUUACUUGCCGUAACACCAAUUAUAUGCUAUGUUAUUUUAUUUA